Molecule: messenger RNA, 1996 nt
Organism: Baudoinia panamericana UAMH 10762
Lineage: Eukaryota; Fungi; Ascomycota; Dothideomycetes; Mycosphaerellales; Teratosphaeriaceae
Exons: 1
Coding region: 338-1687 (449 amino acids)
Source: RefSeq, a predicted model, not a curated record
GGUGUUCGCGUCACGCCUGCAGCCACUCUAUGCGGUGGACGAGGGUCCGCUUUCUCUCCUUCGCUUUCACCAUCACUUUGAUAUCUAGGUUGUAGUGCAUAAGAGUCUGUACCCGCAGCCACGAGCUCUGACAUACCCGUUCUGGACGAGGGGAAGAUGCAUGUGUCGCGAGGGUUGCGUGCCGCAGAACGCCUCCUGAAGAGGAGCUACUUCAUACCGCCUUGAGCUCCAAAGGACGAGAAACAUCAAUCUUACUUCACGAAGGCGGAGGGAAAAUCACCGCUCUUUCGAUCUCCUAGUGUAACGAAACUCGGAAAUAUACUUGAAGUCCACGGUCAUGGAUCAGGUCAACGGACGUCCAAAGAUCAAGGACGAGCGCAAACUGAGCAAGCGGCCACGUCUCAGCGGCGAAGCGUCCGCCACUAUAGGUACGAAGUGUGCCGAUGGGACUACAGCGGUAGAGGUCGACAUCAUGAUCUUGGACUAUCUCGCGUAUCAAGCGAUAACAGCGUGCUUAGCGGAACGCCAGCGAGGUGAUCGUGAGAACGCUCGUGUCUCGCCUGCCCACAACCUGGCCAUGACAGAGGCCUUCUUCCAGUUGUUCGAAGCCCAACACAAACCCGUCAAUCUUGACGCCGAGCUCCGCUUCCGGUUGCUACUUCUCCAGCUUACAACGCUGUUCACUCAACGCUUAAUCCGCAACCCUUCAACGCCUUCUCGGCCAAGCCUCAAUGAGCUCCGCCAAAGCAAUGGGAUCCGUGCACGCACCUGGAUUGGCAGUCCUGAGCGCAUUCCGUCCGUAUCGAACGAUACUAACGUGUACGAUGAUCCGGCCGCGUUCUCCAAAUUUGACGAGCUCGAGCGUAACCGCGCACACGUGCUCCACUCGCUCGGCAUCGCCGCCGAAGACGAGCACUACGAGGACGCAUUCUACGGCACUGCCGAUUGCGUGGCGUUGCUUGACCUGCUGCCUCUCUUUAUGCAGGUCUCGGCUGCCAGGCUCGCCAUGAUGGCUGUGAGUGUGACGGAGGUAUGGAUGCAGAUCGCUGCUGCGUUCAUGUUGCAAGCCUGUCUCGAGCAAUAUCUUGUCAUUGGCGCUCAAGGCACCGACGCCAUUGAUGAGGCGUAUGCAUGGGGCUUUAGAGACCUCGACUCGAGCGCGCCGAGCGAGUCAAAGGCGACGGAGGGUGACGCUGAAGCAUGGAUCGAUGAAGUCAAUGACAUGUUUACCGACCCUGUCUAUGAGAUCGAAGUCAAGCCAUGGGCUGCAAUCAAGCAAGUUCACCUCGGUCAGCUGUUUCCGCCUCGUGGCCCGGAAGUUGAAGUGCCAUCAACUGAUCGCAACGAAAUUGACGCAAGCAUGGGUGAGCACCGUGCACCAAACCUGACAUCUCAUCUUGAGUCAGUCGCCGCACAGCAUCCUAUAGCGGCCUUUGAAGAAAGCAUGCUCAACUACCUCGAAGCACUGUCGCAGAGUGUACCUCAACCCGUACUGGCUCAGCUCGACAACGGCAGGCUAGAUGGGAUGUCCGCAAGGGAAACGAGGGAGUUUAUUCGAGACUGCGGCGUCAGCACGGCACGCUUCUUCGAAUCACCCUUUGGAUUUAAGGCUCUGUCUUCGCAACAUGGCCACUCGAAGGAGCAAGAAAAGGCUCAAAAAGCAAGACGAAGUGACACUAGCGAUUAAAUGUGAUAGUAAGCAUGCACUUGACGUAUUCAAUCAAUCUCUAUUGCGCGUGUGGAGAAAACUGCGGCAGCCCACUGACUCCGUCGUAUCUACAUCAAAAUGCGUCCGUGCGCAGAUAAGGAGGGACGUGCUUCUGAAGCGCAUAAUAAGCAGCUUCGCAAGAUGGUAAACCGCAGAAAGACUUUUGAUCGCAACUCUUCGAUGAGCCAUCUUUCUGUGACGAUGGCACGCAUAGACAGAAUCAACGCAACAUCGUUCGGCUUCUUCAGCCUUGGUGAGCGACAUGUGCAGCCUCCAACGCCAUGCGAU